CUACUACUUACUACCUUCCCCCCUCCCUCCCGUUCCAGGAACACUCUCGUCUCCCUACCCUCCUUAGAUAUCAUCACUCUCCCCUCCUUUCUCUAUCCUCUUUGGCUUUGAUCUAUGAUAAUUAAACAUAAAACUUUUCCUUCUUGACCUCUGUGGUGCGAAUUAAGCCUUCUCUCCACUCCUCCUAUACUGUCGUUCUCGCAUCGCCUCUCAACUACUACCUCCCGCAUUACUCCUCUUCUCUACCGGCAAGCAAGACUGUACAACCUCGCUGCGGGGGGUCGUUCAACAUACCCUUCACCAUUGGCCCCGUCUCACUCGCAUCUCCACUAGUUCAACCCGUUUCCAUUCAGCCAACGCAUCUAUUGGCGAGCAGUGUCAGGUCGACAGCCAACCUUGCUCAACCCCCUCCCGACUCAAAUCAUGUCACGGUCUCGUCUGCCACCGACACCCGCCAUGUCCGGGGAGCUCACCGUCAAGGAGCAGUCCUCGGUGGAUGCGGCCGACACCUUUGCUCUGCCUCCUGCUGCCAUGAGCCCUGUUCGGAUGGUCGCUGCCAGCCGAAGGUCCUCCAAGUCGGAUCCUGCCCUCUGCUUUCCUGCGUCCCCUGCCUCGCCCAAUACCACCAUGGGCAGCAUGGCCAACUCGCCGCGUCAGACGGGAAUCAAGCGACCCCUGGAAGAAUUUAAUCUGCCACCACCGCCGACCCGCACCCGCAAGAUCAUCCAGAUGAAGCCCAAGACCCAGAACCAGCCCAAACCCGCCGCGCCGCCUAGCAGCAAGGCCUCCACGAAAGACAACGCCAGCAAGGCCUCUGCCAGCAAUGCAGCUCCCUCAAACUCCAAGAAGAAACAGCCCAGCGCCACAAGCGCAGCCGGUCGGAAGAUUGCGCGCAAGACAGCACACAGCUUGAUCGAGCGCCGGCGGAGAUCGAAGAUGAAUGAAGAGUUUGCGACCCUCAAAGACAUGAUCCCCGCCUGUCAGGGACAGGAUAUGCAUAAGCUCGCUAUCUUGCAGGCAAGCAUUGAUUACGUCAACUACCUGGAGCAAUGUAUUUUAGAUCUGAAGACCGCGGGUGGUCCUGCAACGAGAGUCUCUCCAUCCAUGGCGCCGGCCCCACCCUCUCCAGCAUCUCCGGAGGCUCUUGGAGAGGAGUCAGGACUUUCAUCUUCGGCUUCGGUGUCUCCAGAGCUUCUCCCGACUGAUUCCUCGGCCUCUAAUACGACUUCACCGAUAUUUUCUGCACAGAUCCCGACGCCUGCUCCCGGAUCACUUCCUGACCUCCGAUGCUUGUUCGCGACAUUCUCUGCCUCAGAACCAGUCCAGCCCGCCGCCCCAGAGACGUCCCGCUCGGCACGUGGCUCGUGGGCUGCAUCGACCAGUACCUCCCCGGGCCUGCCACCGCAGUACGCCAUGACAUCUCCAGCCGAUGUCGACCAUGAAGCGUCGGCAGCCUUGCUCAUGCUGAACCGUGACUGUCGGGGAUCCGUGGGAUCGGUCCAUGACGCGCAGGCACCUCCUGUCCCGAUCGCGCGGGAAGACCACAGCCAGGGGCAAGAUCCGCAAAAGAAGCUGGGCAUGAGUGUGAAAGAUCUGCUCAUAUCUUAAGUCUGUAUUUCUAGCAUGUUUUUCAUGGCGUAAAAAGUUUAGUACGUGGUUCGGCGUGUGGAUAAGCGUUGUUCAAACAGAAAGAGAGCGGAUCGGCGUUCUUUGGGCAGGAUGAUAUGUCGGAUUUUGUUUGUUCUAUAUAUGCAGGCUGGACCAGUAUAAGUAACGAUGACGUUCUGGAUAAGGUUCAAUAGCGAUGAUCUAGAUACCCAUAAGCUAGUUGCGAA
Aspergillus brunneoviolaceus CBS 621.78 is the source of this 1835-nucleotide messenger RNA. RefSeq names its product basic helix-loop-helix domain-containing protein. Bases 457 to 1608 code for a protein of 383 amino acids. The record is from RefSeq and is a predicted model, not a curated record. Gene Ontology annotation, molecular function: protein dimerization activity. The transcript has 2 exons. Lineage: Eukaryota; Fungi; Ascomycota; Eurotiomycetes; Eurotiales; Aspergillaceae.